AUGGCCGACCUGCUCGAGGUCAUGGCCCUUGCCGUGCUAGAUACUCGCCGCGGCAGCUGCCUCGAAACCUUUGAUAUCAGCGUGAAGAAUCCAAGCGACUGUCGCGUCCUACGCUUUAGACUCUGCAGACUUCCCGAGGUCAUUCGACCCGCAGGAAAGAAGGAGAUUGUCGGCCGGGUCAUGGACGCUGUAGAGGACCGCCCUCAGGAAAUUGAGGAGCUAGUCCGGCGCCAUGGACUCGUCUGGUUUCCCUGGGCCCGCAGCGAGGCAUAUUGCAACGGCAAUUCCAGCCAGGGCGAUGCCUGCGAGACCCGUUUUCGCCGUAUAAUAGAAAAAAUAGCAUGUCACACGGCUCUCGCCUCACGGAACACACCGGCCGUACCGACCGACUCGUCGCUCUACCCAUUCCUGCCUUCGGAGAAUCUCGCGACGAAGAACGUGGCCAUACUACAGGUGCUGGCGGAGACCGACCCGACGACGGGGCCGGGGGCCAGCGGCACCUGGGCGCGCAUCCAGGCUCUCGAGGACCCGGCGCAGGUCAAAGUCCAGUACACUCACGUCCCAGACGAGCCACUUAGCUUCGGCACUGGCGACGUGCGGAUAGACAUGCUCCUGUGGUGUCAUAUGCUCAAGUUGCACGGCGCGGGAUACCCGGCAAAACUGCCUUUUAACAUUGUCGGUGUACCCUGCCAUGGCUUUUGCAACGAGGACGUUGGCAUGAGCUGA
Pestalotiopsis fici W106-1 is the source of this 726-nucleotide messenger RNA. RefSeq lists its product as uncharacterized. The record is from RefSeq and is a predicted model, not a curated record. Lineage: Eukaryota; Fungi; Ascomycota; Sordariomycetes; Amphisphaeriales; Sporocadaceae. The transcript has a single exon. The coding region runs from base 1 to 726 and encodes 241 amino acids.